GUGUGGGAUUCGUCAGGUAAAAUGUCUACAUCCACAUCUACGACAUCCAAAUUGCAAAUUAACAACAUCCAAGUAGGAGAGCGAGUUUCCAUCCACGAGCCUGAUGGAUAAACGCGCAGAAGCUGAUCGGAGCCGUUGAGAGAGAGUUCGCCUUCUCGCCGGCUGUCCCAUGAACACGUGUUCUAUUUAUAUUUUGAUAUGUUUAGAUGUCACACAUAACUAUCAAUUUUAUGUAUGUAUUUGUGUUGAAGGAGUGACAUUUAUUAUUGAUCGGGCCUAGGAAGUGAAUGUGCAAUUCAUGUCGUUGUCUUGCUGUGCGCCAGCGGAUAUUAGAUUGCUCAGCCUAGGCCUGCAAACCUGACAAAAUGGAGAUAACCAGUUGUUGAUGGAUACGUGAUAUGAUAUAAUGCAUUUAUCUAUUAAACUGGAUUUAUAUACGAAUUAUGCCGAGUUAUUGUGAUGGAAACAUGUGAUAGCUGCAUAUGGUGUCGUAAUAAACACAACCUGUGUGUACAUUGUGAUUUACAGGAGUGUUCAGAGGAUAAUACGAUAUAAAGGGUCCAGGAAGUUAUUGAUACGCUUUGAACUAUGUUUACUUGUGCAGUGCAUGUAAUAACAUUAACAAACCUACAUCGGACACUGGAGGAGACAUAAAUGUAGUUAUAACAAUUCAGAGAGAACUUUUUUAAGAGAGAGCAACAUAAUGAUAGCUUCAACUUAUUUGCGCCUGAUACACAACAAAGAUGGGCUGAACAUCAUACCGUAAUUCGUAUUUUGGAGACAUCAUCAGCUGCUGAUCUUGUGACUUUCUCAUCGGGAACCUACAUACGUGAUAAAACAUCCAUCCAUCCAUCACGGAUUCAUGGUUGUGCAAGGACGGCAGACUGGGACAUGAGUAUUCUGCCCGUAAAAUGCGCGAGUUGAAUUCGCAAAUGCGUAUCUCGUUCCUCUGUUUCUGGCUUUUCCUCAUCCUUAUACAGCUGAAUAUGGUGUGCCUCAACGCAAGGAACUUCACAAUAAGCUUUCUUCCCGCCAUGUAUAAUGGAGCAGGGAAAAAGUACGUUGGUGCUUUUGACUAUGCCAUCGACCAGGCGAAUAAUGGUCAGAUGGUCUCUGAGGGCGAAACCCUCCUCAAGGGCCUAGGCGAGGACUACAUGCUCCAGUAUGCUUGGAACGACACUCAGGUUAACACUAUGCUCGCCUUGAACGCCAUGUGCAUGCAUCAUUACAAGAACGGGGCAAUUGCAUUCAUUGGACCGGAGGAUACUUGCAACUAUGAGGCGAAAUUGGCUGGGGCACUGAAUCUACCGAUGGUCGGAUUCAAAUGCAGUGAUCACAGCCUAUCGGAUAAGACACUGUUCCCAACAUUUGCCAGAACAUUGGUGCCAACAUCCAAGGUCUGGAAGUCAAUUAUAGCCACAAUAAAAUACUUCAAAUGGAAGAAGUUCACACCAAUCAGUUAUGAUGACAGAAAAUGGAAAAUGACUGCAGAUAAGCUCAUAGAACUUUCAAGGAAGGAGAAAUUAGAACCAAACACGUUAGAGAUAUUCACCAGGCCAUACAUGUAUUACUCUGCAAAGGAGUUCGUUUUACUUAACACAACUUAUUCUCGUAAGAAACCUAAUGACAAACAUAACCCAAAUAUUAAAUCCAGUUCGAAAGAGAUAAGGGAUAUCAUUAUGAAAACUAAGGACGAAACUCGAAUCUACGUUUUCCUUGGUGAUAAGCACGAAAUGCUAGAUUUCAUGCGAAUGCUGAGUAAGAUUGUUGAUCCAAAAGACUACGUUGUGAUUACUGUUGAUAUGGGCGACAGCCUCCGAAAAGGACAUUUCUACAAGGACGGCGUUGAAGGUCUCGAUAAUAAACUUUCUCCCGAGAAAAAUACGACCUCCGAAGGCGUUGAAGAAGAGGAGAAGAAACGAAAAGACUUCGAAAUUCUUACAAAAACCACAAAAAUUGCAUUCCGGAUGUCUUUGGUGAUAUCCCCUCGAGAUCCUGGUACAACGAAUACACGGUAUGCACACUUCAUGACUGGGUCGAAGGAUCGGAGUAAGAGUGUGUUCGGUGUGCCUGUCAUACCCGGCCUUAGUGUGCCUUUUGACGAAACUUAUGCAGUAGCCCUUUACGAUGCCGUAUAUAUCUACGUCCGUGCCUUACAUGCAGUGCUCAGGAACAAGAAUGAAUCGGUCACUGAUGGAAGAGCGAUAGUCAAGCGAAUUUUCAAUACAACAUUCGAAAGCAUCAAAGGCCACAGUGUGUUCAUAGACCAGAACGGUGAUGCCGAAGGUAACUUUACUCUACUUGCCAUGAAGGAAGACGCCAACGGUACGUUGGCGCUGAAUCCGGUUGGAAGCUUCAGAAAUCGGAGAUCGCAGUCGUCGGAAACAGCAGACUCGCUGGAACUGAAGCUUAACGAUACCAUAACUUGGCUAGCUGGAGCGGUGCCGCCCGAUGAGCCGCCAUGCGGCUUCGACAACAAGGGAUGUGAUAAGGAAUUCAAUUGGACAGUGGCUACGAUAUGCAUCAUCUCUGCGUGUGUUAUACUGAUAGCAACCGUGUUUGCGUGCAGGCACUACCUUUAUGAGCAGAAACUGGCUAGUCUGACGUGGAAAGUUGACUUCAAGGAGAUUGUGAUACCAGAUUAUAACGAUGAGCCACAGACCAUACAGAGCAAAGCAAAGAAUAAAGUUUGCAAUCAGUACAGUUUUCUCUCGUGGGGACCAAGCGAGGUAUCAGAAGCCAAGCCCUCAAGACAUGUUUACACUAAAAUGGGUUCACACAAGGGAAUUAUCGUGUCGAUUAAACAUCUAAAGAAGAAGCACGUGGAAAUGAACAGAACAAUUAAAAAAGAACUCCAGUCCAUGCUGAAAAUCAAUCAUGAUAAUAUAAACCGGUUCAUUGGCGCUUGUGUAGACCCUGGAAAUAUUUGUAUCAUAUCAGUGUAUUGCCAAAGAGGGAGUGUUUAUGAUAUUCUUCGCAAUGAGAACAACAUUGAUCUCGAUGAGAUGUUCAUCAAGUCCUUAGUUGCUGAUCUCAUUAAGGGCAUGAUAUACAUCCACGAAAGUGAAAUAGUUGAACAUGGCAACUUACGGUCGACAAACUGUCUGGUUGACAGUCGAUGGGUGCUACAGAUCUCAGGGUUUGGUCUUCAUCAUUUCAAGUCGGUGGAUUCCUUCGAGUGUUUCAAUGAGGACGAAUACUACAGUAAACAGUUAUGGCGUGCCCCGGAAUUAUUACACCAGCCGAAGCUGUUUUGGAGAGGGACGCAAAAGGGGGAUGUCUUUUCGUUUGCAAUCAUUCUCCACGAGCUCGUCACGAAAGGUUUCCCCUGGGGCUACUCUGAACUCUCACCCAAAGAAAUCAUUUCAAGGGUAAAAAACCCGGCUGAAGAAAACUACUUCCGUCCAAACACUGCCAAGCUUAUAACUCAUGACUUCAUAUUGAAGUGUAUGGAGGACUGUUGGAGUGAAGACCCCGAUUCCAGGCCAGACUUCAAAUACAUUCGCAUCAAACUGAAGCCAAUGCAGCAGGGACUUCGGUCGAAUAUAUUUGAUAACAUGGUCUCCCUUAUGGAAAAGUAUGCCCAUAAUCUUGAGGAACUCGUUGAUGAGAAAACGCAACUGCUAUCAGAGGAAAAGAAAAAGACCGAGGCCCUUCUCCACAAACUUCUACCAAAGUCAGUUGCUGAACAAUUGAAGAAGAAUUGCCCGGUGGUUCCAGAACAGUAUGAAUGUGUUACUAUAUACUUCAGUGAUAUCGUUGGUUUUACUGCUUUAUCUGCAAAAAGUUCCCCAAUGGAGGUGGUUGAUCUCUUGAACGAUCUCUACACUCUCUUCGACUCCAUCAUUGGUCACUAUGACGUGUACAAAGUAGAGACAAUCGGUGAUGCAUAUAUGGUAGUCAGUGGCCUCCCCAUUCGGAAUGGAGACAACCAUGCAGGGGAGGUCGCAUCCAUGUCAUUACACCUGCUCAAGGCCAUCAAGUCGUUCAAGGUAGGCUGCCGCCUGGAGAAAGUAAAUGCGCGACACCGUCCUGAAGAGACCAUCCAGCUGCGUAUAGGCAUUCACUCAGGGAAGUGCGUAGCUGGCGUAGUAGGUCUAAAGAUGCCCCGAUAUUGCCUAUUCGGGGACACGGUGAAUACGGCAUCAAGGAUGGAAUCGACGGGACUUGCUCUAAAGAUCCAUUGCAGUGGUGAAGCGAAAGCCAUUUUGGACAAGCUCGGUGGUUAUCAUAUCGCGGAACGCGGACUAGUCAAUAUGAAGGGUAUUGGGGAUCGCACAACCUACUUUCUAGUCGGAGAAGACGAAACCCAUAGACUGAGACGGAUAUCGAAAGAUCAUACAAUGAUCAGUAAGAUAGACAUGCCCAUCUGCCUCUCAAACAGUAAUAGCACGGGUAGUAUAUUAGCUCCCUGUGCGUUGGAACUUGACGAUGAUCUUUCAGAAAGUCCAACGUCCGCCCUCUUGGUCAACGGGGGUAUUCCUAAUGAGGGAGUCCACAAGGCUUCUUCAAAUGAGUUUCUUGUCUGAUCAUAUAGGCGAUUUCUAUAAGAUGUGAUCCAAAUUGGCAUUAAUUGUUUGAAGGUACCGUUCAAAGGAUAUAUUCAAUUAUGGUGCUGUGGGGUGGUUGACAUCAACACUAUCAUCAACCCCAUGAUAUCCUGAAGUGGUCAAGGUUAUUUUACGGGUUAAGUCCUGUUCGUCAUGUGAUAAAGUGGACCUCGUUGCAGAGAGUAGUACGGUACAUAUCCUUGAAUAAAAUACUGUUGUACGAAAUGUCUCGGAAGAAAUCAUUUCCUAUCAUACGGAUCGGGUUGGUUGCCACCGCAGUCGAUCAACCAGUGGCAGUGGGAAUCCAUCAUGAUUGCGAUCUGUGUCUGCGACAGCGAUGCGUUAGAGAUGCGAUUCAGUGUUUAUAAUUGACCGCACACUGUCGUAAGCCAGCUGCAGACCAAAUUGUAAUAAUGGUGAAUCCCCACAUACGAAAUGGCGAUCAUCAAAUUUUACAUUCCGUUUAGUGUAAUUACUCGCAUUUACUAUAAGUAUGACCUUGACACAGGUUAGGUAUGUCAUUGUUUGAAAAUAGCUCAUGCUGUUUUAAGUUAUCUUCCGUCAUCUUUCAUCUCUCAUUUUACAUUUCAUUCUAAACAUUUUCUAACUGUGAUUUGUCAGCAAGAUGCUAAUUCAAAAUCUGCUUUAUUGUGAGCUUUACCGACUGGCUGCUGAAAAUGAUGCAUGCGUCCUUUCAAUCACCUCUAAUUCCUGAAACAAUAUGCUUGCAAUUCUUUAGGUUAACUAUCAGUGUGCCAAAUUUGGUGCUUCUAAACGUAUUUGGGCAAUUUUUUCCUUAUAGCCUGAACUGAUACUUUCUGUUAAGUGUUAUCACAAUGAUACUUCCUUCAUUUAGCUAACAAUCUAGCUUCUUAUUUACCCUCCUUACCCAUCCCAUGGUGUUUUUAGAUCAGAUUGUUCCAUGUAAAUGAAACAGGUUAUCAGUUAAUAGGCACGCGACAGUAUUUGUUUAUUUUAGAUAAAUGAUUGUAUUUCAAUCUGUUAAUUAAAUAUUUUAAAUUGAUUUUGUCAUUCUCGUAAUGGUUAUUCGUGAUCUGUUGCUGCCACAUCCGAUGUAAAUGGUUCAUAAUGUAGGUUGGUUGGUUGAACGUAGAUGACAUUGUAUAGUCUUUUCCGCAAGGAUGCUUGCAUUAACAAUGCCUGGUUCGGAAUCACAUACAUGCAAUCCUACAUGUAGUAUGUUUUCCUUCCCCUGGAUUCCUCACCCAACUUCUACCCAGAGGCAUGACUGAAAUAGCUGAAAUAUAAGCCAUUGAUGGAUGUUCUUCUUUAUGGGAGGAUAAUGCUUAUCGCUUAACGAGAAUAUAGGAAUUCAGAUAUACCCUCGGAUUAGCCGUUUUACCGAGAAAUCUACUACGUCAUACAAGAAAAUAUUUUGCCGUCUUAAAUGUGAUUGUUAUUUGUGGACAUAUCGUGAGUCAAGUUUUUUUUAAAUGUACCUUGCUCAGAAAUUUUCAAUACAAAAGACAAAAUAUAUGAAUGUAUGAAUUCGCUUCAGAAUUAUUUCUGUGAUGAAACUGUAACGACUCCUAGUUGGCUUGUAUGGCCACUUUAGGCCUCUGAAUAAACCACAAUAUUAGUGACGGGUAUAGAAAUAAUUAAUACACCUACCUGUACAUGUACUUUGAAAACAAAUGAAACAUAGAGCUCCCUAUAGACUUGUUAGUUGAUAGAAAUAAAGACUAGUAAAUGAUUUUACCAGAGUUAUGUAUAUAACAGUCCAGUGUAAAGGUACCUGAAGUUUUCAGUAAAAGCAUUUACUAGUCUUUUUUCAUAUUACCGACCUAUAUAUCAUGCCCCUCUAGAAACAUGCAAUCACCUGCCUAAGUAAUUAUAUUGAAAUGAAUCGAGUGUAGUGUUAGUCGUGUUGGUGUUAAACUCGGCAGAGCCGUGGCGCAUUUUCUGCGUGCCAAUUAACUGGGUCCUAUCAAUAAAAUGUACAGCCAUUUUCAUUUUCUAUAUCAACAGUACAUAAUUAUCCAUCAUUUCAAUUAAAGGUAAACUCAUUUUUAUUUUCUAUGUCAACAGUACAUAUUAUGUAUCAAUUGUUUCCAUUUCAACGUGUUUUACAUAUGAUAUUUAUCAUCCACUAAAGUAUUAUUAGCAUGUGUACAUAAGAAAAGUGCCUUUGCUGAGCAAGGGGUCUAUAUGAGACAAUCGCUUAAUAACUGGUGAUUUAAAUAACUUGUAUAUACAUUGUAUUUCAAGAGACAAAUAAAAAUAUUUCUGUGAA
Lineus longissimus is the source of this 6804-nucleotide messenger RNA. Its product is annotated as guanylate cyclase 32E-like. The record is from RefSeq and is a predicted model, not a curated record. Bases 912 to 4529 code for a protein of 1205 amino acids. Gene Ontology annotation, cellular component: plasma membrane. Gene Ontology annotation, biological process: protein phosphorylation; intracellular signal transduction; cGMP biosynthetic process. Gene Ontology annotation, molecular function: protein kinase activity; guanylate cyclase activity; peptide receptor activity. Lineage: Eukaryota; Metazoa; Nemertea; Pilidiophora; Heteronemertea; Lineidae. The transcript has 22 exons.